AUGAACAGCUCCGUGCUAUGCCAGCAACGGAUAAAGCGGUUCAGUCUCAUCCCGCUCGCCAUGUUCGUCGUCUGCUCCGUGCUUCUACUGGCGACGUACUUUGACCCAGAGGCGACGGCGCGGCGCGCGGCCAAACUCGCCGACGCCGCCAAGCAGCCAACAGAGGUCUCACUGCUAGGCAACCUCAUCGAAGCCCUCUACCGGCCGCAGAUUACGCCCAUCACCGCCGACAACUUUACCGACGAGACGGGCGAGGUAUUCCGCACCGAGGGCGAGCCCUUUUACACAAAGCCGCUCGGGAAGCGCGUCCUCAUCAUGGACGCCGACACCCGGCCCAUGACCAAGGACGGCGAGCUCCUCAGCGCCGCUGGCGUCAAGUGGCCGCACCCAGACGCCAUAUCCUCUGGCAUGCUGAGCCACUACCUGUACUCGCGCAUCCACGGCUACGACUACCGGCUCAUCCAAGUGACACGCGUCGCCGACUGGUCGCACACGUGGUCCAAGAUCCCCGCCAUCAAGCACGCGCUGCUGCAGUACGACAUUGUCGUCUUCCUGGACCAAGACGCCGUGUUCCGGUACCCGGCGCUGCCGCUCGAGUGGCUGCUCAACCACUGGCAGCACACCAACGCGACGGGCCUCAUGCUCGCCGCCGACCCGGACAAGCCCUUCAACACGGACCCGCGCGGCCAGCGCUACCUCAACACGGGCUUCAUCAUUGCCCAGAACAGCUCCCGCACCCACGACCUCAUCGACGCCUGGCUGCGCUGCCCCGCCGGCGACGAGUUCCCCGACUGCCGCCGCUUCGCCUACGACUGGCCCCACGAGCAGGCCGCCCUCGUCAGCUUCGUCCGCCACUUCCGCUUCGCCCGCCCGGACGAUGUCCGCGCCGUGCCCUGCGCCGAGGCGAAUGGCUCCCCGUGGACUGCCGCCGAGCAUGGCUGUCGUGGUGCCUUGGUCCGCCACCUCUGGAAGGAGGGCAAGGGCCGCCAGCCGGAGGAGCUCGCCGAUCAGGUCCUGCAGUACAUCAUGCCCGCCCUCUGGCGCGACUUUCGCACCAGUCACUACGUGGCCAUGGCGAAAGCUUCGGCGCCCAAGCCGGAAACAACAACAUUGGCCGAGGGGGGAGCUACAGAGUAG
Cordyceps militaris CM01 is the source of this 1137-nucleotide messenger RNA. RefSeq lists its product as uncharacterized. Gene Ontology annotation, cellular component: Golgi membrane. The record is from RefSeq and is a predicted model, not a curated record. The transcript has 2 exons. NCBI's taxonomy places the organism in Eukaryota, Fungi, Ascomycota, Sordariomycetes, Hypocreales, Cordycipitaceae. Gene Ontology annotation, molecular function: glycosyltransferase activity. Bases 1 to 1137 code for a protein of 378 amino acids. Gene Ontology annotation, biological process: protein N-linked glycosylation.